Messenger RNA from Colletotrichum truncatum, 588 nucleotides. Its product is annotated as caffeine-induced death protein 2. Gene Ontology annotation, cellular component: mitochondrion; mitochondrial intermembrane space. The record is from RefSeq and is a predicted model, not a curated record. NCBI's taxonomy places the organism in Eukaryota, Fungi, Ascomycota, Sordariomycetes, Glomerellales, Glomerellaceae.
AUGACCCAACCGCCACCCGUGCCGCACCUCACACCUCAGUUCUGUUUCUCGACAGGCACGCUUAGAGACUUUCUCCGACUGUCACGAGCCAGCAUCGAUGAUGCGAUAACCCAGAAUCUUAAUGCGCUGGUGACGCCGUCUCGAGCAGGCUUCGACCCCUCGUCGACUUCACAAAGGACACCACGAGCUCUCUCGCGUCAAAUAGAUCCCCAGUCGUGCCAGAACUUCAAAGACCAGGCACUAUUCCCGACAUGGCAUGCUCGAGCCGAGGUUCUGCAUUACUGCGGAGUGGUUGCCACGAGUCCCGACCCUGACGACCCAGAGGCCCUUCUGCUCCAGAUAGAAAAAGCGAAGGAUAAGGAGAGGGUUGUGGAUGAGCGACUCGACCCAUACUCGGGCAGGUUCUUCCCGCGAGAGCCUCGCACAGAGAGGCUCGCCAUGUUGAUCCGACAAGAGAAGGGCGUAGAGAAUAUCGUGCGCACAAGAACAUGGGACAUGGUCAAGCAGAGAUGUGGCGAGUCUGCUGAUACAUGGGAAGAGGCUUUUGAAGGAUGGCGCAGGCGAACUGGUGUAAAGGGGGACAACUAA